AGACAUGUCGGUUAUAUAGAGAAAACCCUUUAAAUACAACUCGCCCGCAUCGAAAACCCUAACCCCAAAAUCCACACGCACAGAGCGCAGCCUCUCUCCCAUUCACAGCAGUAGGCAAAGAAGAAGAAUAUCUAACAAUCAUGGGCAAGGUACACGGAUCGCUGGCUCGUGCAGGGAAGGUGAGAGGUCAAACCCCAAAAGUGGCCAAGCAAGAUAAGAAGAAGAAGCCUAGAGGCCGUGCCCACAAGCGCAUGCAGUACAAUCGCCGCUUUGUCACCGCCGUUGUUGGAUUUGGGAAGAAGCGUGGACCAAACUCUUCUGAGAAGUAAGCAUGCACCUGAGGGAGUUUUUGCUAUAUAGACUGCUUAAGUUUCCUGGACAACUGUAUUUGGAUGCUUAGAUUUACAUUAUCGGUUGUCAUUUCUAGUAGUUCCAUUUUGUUUUAGCAGCAAUGUUAUUGUCUUAAAGGAGUGAAUCUGUUGGAUCUUUCUUUGUUUGAAGAGUUCUUUUGGUUGCAUUAAUUUGAAAACAUAAUAUCUUCAUUCC
Messenger RNA from Populus trichocarpa (black cottonwood), 546 nucleotides. RefSeq names its product 40S ribosomal protein S30. Gene Ontology annotation, cellular component: ribosome; cytosolic small ribosomal subunit. The record is from RefSeq and is a predicted model, not a curated record. Bases 141 to 329 code for a protein of 62 amino acids. Gene Ontology annotation, molecular function: structural constituent of ribosome. Lineage: Eukaryota; Viridiplantae; Streptophyta; Magnoliopsida; Malpighiales; Salicaceae. The transcript is spliced from 3 exons. Gene Ontology annotation, biological process: translation.